CCUUCAUGAUAAACAAUUAGCUAGAAGAUACUUUAAGUCCUCUCCAGUCUCUAUCCUCUGCAUGCUCUCAGGAAUCACUCUCUCACUCCUAUAUAAAUCCAUCAUUUGCAACAUUCAAAAACAAGACCACAAAGCUGGUUUUGGAAGCAAAUUAAAGGAAGCAGAAGAAGCCGGAAAAUCAAAAGGGUUUGUGUUGCAAAUAAUGGGUGGGGAUCAGAACGCUGUUUCCAUGGUUAGAAAGAAGAAGAAGGAGAAGAGUGCAAAUGUAAAGAUAAGGGAAAAAUUCAGGGACUAGUUCAUAAAAACAAAAUUCUGAAACCCUAGUCUUCACGCACAGACGCACGGCUUCACCUCUGUUCUGUUCACCCAUUGCUCCCUCCACCAAACCACCAAGCAGAAGCAGUUCACGUGUGGUGGAUUUGCGGUUCUAAAGUUUGCUCAGGCUUCACAAAAAUCAAAAGGGUUUCUGUUGCAAAUAAUGGGUGGGGAUCAGAAUGCUGUUUCCAUGGUUAGAAAGAAGAAGAAGGCGAAGAGUGGCUCUGUCAUGUGCAUUUUCAUGCAUGCCGAUGGCCUAGACUGGUUUCUCAUGCUUUUGGGUUUGUUUGGGGCCAUUGGAGAUGGUAUAGGCACCCCUCUUGUGUUGUUUAUCAGUAGCAAAAUCAUGAAUAGUAUUGGCGAUUCUUCCACCAGCACAAACAACACUUUCGUCCAUAACAUCAAUGAGAAUGCAGUGAAUUUGUGUUAUUUGGCUUGUGGUUCUUUUGUUGCUUGCUUCCUUGAGGGUUAUUGUUGGACAAGAACAGGUGAAAGACAAGCUGCAAGAAUGAGAGCCAGAUAUUUGAAAGCAAUUCUCAGACAAGAAGUAGCAUACUUUGAUUUGCAUGUCACAAGCACAUCAGAGGUCAUCACCAGCGUCUCUAAUGACAGCCUUGUAAUUCAAGAUGCUCUUAGUGAAAAGGUCCCAAAUUUUUUGAUGAAUGCGUCUAUGUUUAUUGGGAGCUACAUAGCAGCUUUUGCAUUACUAUGGAGAUUGGCAAUUGUGGGGUUCCCUUUUACUGUUCUUCUUGUGAUCCCUGGUUUGAUGUAUGGGAGGACCUUGAUGAGUUUGUCUAGAAAGAUUAGUAUAGAGUAUAACCAUGCCGGUACAAUAGCAGAACAAGCAAUAUCUUCCAUCAGAACCGUUUAUUCCUUUGCAGGGGAAAGCAAGACCAUUAAUGCUUUCUCUGAAGCUCUACAAGGCUCUGUGAAAUUGGGGCUGAAACAAGGCCUAGCUAAAGGCUUAGCCAUAGGAAGCAAUGGCCUUGUCUUUGCUAUUUGGUCCUUCAUGUCCUAUUAUGGUAGCAGAAUGGUCAUGUACCAUGGCGCUAAUGGAGGGACUGUGUAUGUAGUUGGAGCCUCCAUAGCACGUGGUGGAUUGUCUUUAGGUUCUGGUUUAUCCAAUGUGAAGUACUUCUCAGAAGCGAAAACCGCUGCAGAGCGCAUAAUGGAAGUAAUAAACAGGGUUCCCAAGAUUGACUCUGACAACAUGGCUGGGGAGAUUCUGGAAAAUGUUUCAGGGGAAGUGGAAUUUGAUCAUGUUGAGUUUGUGUACCCUUCAAGGCCAGAGAGUGUGAUUCUCAAUGGCAUGUGUUUGAAGGUUCCAGCAGGGAAGACAGUGGCCUUGGUGGGAGGGAGUGGUUCAGGGAAAUCAACAGUGAUAUCACUUUUGCAGAGGUUUUAUGAUCCUGUUGGGGGAGAGAUAAGGCUUGAUGGGGUGGCAAUUCACAAGUUGCAGUUGAAGUGGUUAAGGUCUCAGAUGGGUCUUGUGAGCCAAGAGCCUGCUCUGUUUGCAACUAGCAUUAAGGAAAAUAUACUGUUUGGGAGAGAGGAUGCAACAGAGGAAGAGGUUGUUGAAGCUGCCAAAGCCUCCAAUGCUCAUAAUUUCAUUUCACAGUUGCCACUUGGAUAUGAUACUCAGGUUGGGGAGAGAGGAGUCCAAAUGUCUGGUGGACAAAAGCAAAGAAUAGCCAUCGCACGUGCAAUAAUAAAGAGACCAAGAAUCCUCUUGCUUGAUGAAGCAACAAGCGCACUGGACUUCGAGUCUGAACGAGCUGUGCAAGAAGCUCUUGACAAGGCUGUAGUCGGCCGCACCACCAUCAUCAUCGCCCACCGCCUCUCCACCAUCCGAAACGCCGACCUCAUUGUCGUCGUCCAAAACGGAAAAGUCAUGGAAACCGGCUCCCACGACACCCUCAUCCAAAACGACACCGGCCUCUACACCUCCCUCAUCCGCCUCCAACAAACAGAAAAUACCACAACAAACCAAAAUGACUUCCUCCUAAGUCGAGACAACAUCAUUCACAACACGAGCAGUCGUCGACUCUCCCUCGUGAGUCGUUCUAGCUCUUUCACUUCAUCAAUGCCAUGUGCUGAAGAUGAUCAUGUUGUUGUUGACGACGAGGUUGUUAAUGUUGUGGACAAGAAAGCGCUGCCUAUUCCUUCGUUUCGAAGGCUGCUUGCGAUGAACGUGCCGGAGUGGAAGCAAGCGUGUUUGGGGUGUUUAAAUGCGGUGUUGUUCGGCGCGGUGCAGCCUGUGUAUGCGUUUGCGUUGGGGUCGGUGAUAUCAGUUUAUUUUCUGGAGGACCAUGAUGAGAUGAAGAGGAAGAUUAGGAUUUAUGCGUUUUGCUUUUUGGGGCUGGCUGUGUUCUCCUUGAUUGUGAAUGUGCUCCAGCAUUAUAGCUUUGCUUACAUGGGAGAGUACUUGACUAAGAGGAUCAGAGAAAGAAUGCUCUCCAAGAUUCUGACCUUUGAGGUUGGGUGGUUUGAUGAGGAUGAGAAUUCAACCGGUGCUAUUUGCUCUAGACUUGCCAAAGAAGCUAAUGUGGUAAGGUCUUUGGUGGGAGACAGAAUGGCUCUAGUGGUACAAACAAUCUCAGCAGUGAUAAUAGCAUUCACCAUGGGCCUGGUAAUUGCAUGGAGGCUCGCCAUCGUCAUGAUCGUGGUUCAGCCCAUCAUCAUAGCCUGCUUCUACACAAGACGCGUCCUUCUCAAAAGCAUGUCCAGCAAGGCCAUCAAGGCCGAAGGAGAAAGUAGCAAGAUUGCCGCGGAAGCCGUUUCCAACCUCCGAACCAUCACUGCUUUCUCCUCCCAAGACAGGAUCCUCAAAAUGCUCGAAAAAGCCCAAGAAGGCCCGAGGCGCGAGAGCAUCAGGCAGUCAUGGUUUGCAGGCUUUGGGCUUGCAUUCUCCGAAAGCCUGACCUUUUUCACUUGGGCUUUGGAUUUUUGGUAUGGUAGCAAGCUCAUUUCCCAAGGGUAUAUAAAAGCAAAAGCACUUUUUGAGACUUUUAUGAUCUUGUUGAGCACAGGAAGGAUGAUUGCUGAUGCUGGUAGCAUGACCAAUGACCUUGCCAAAGGUUCAGAUGCUGUGGGUUCUGUUUUUGCAAUCCUUGACAGGUGCACCAAGAUUGAGCCUGAUGAGAAAGAUGGGUACGAGCCUGAGAAAAUAACAGGGAAGAUUGAACUUCAUGAUGUACAUUUUGCAUACCCAGCAAGACCUGAUGUGAUGAUCUUCCAAGGCUUCUCAAUCAAAAUUAGUCCAGGGAAGUCAACUGCAUUGGUAGGGCAAAGUGGGUCUGGGAAAUCAACAAUCAUAGGGUUGAUAGAGAGAUUCUAUGAUCCUUUCAAAGGGAGAGUGACCAUAGAUGAUAAAGACAUUAAAUCAUACAAUUUAAGGGCAUUAAGGAUGCACAUUGCACUUGUGAGCCAAGAGCCAACACUGUUUGGUGGGACUAUUAGAGAGAACAUUGCAUAUGGAUCAUCAGCAUCUGAUAAGGUUGGUGAGAGUGAGAUCAUAGAGGCAGCUAAAGAAGCCAAUGCUCAUGAUUUCAUAGCAAGUUUGAAAGAGGGUUAUGACACAUUGUGUGGGGAUAGAGGAGUUCAACUUUCUGGGGGUCAGAAGCAGAGGGUUGCAAUAGCUAGAGCUAUAUUGAAGAACCCUGAGGUGUUGCUUUUGGAUGAAGCAACUAGUGCUCUUGAUAGCCAGUCAGAGAAACUGGUGCAGGAUGCUUUGGAGAGAGUCAUGGUGGGGAGGACUAGUGUGGUGGUGGCUCACAGGUUGAGCACCAUUCAGAACUGUGAUCUGAUUGCUGUGUUGGAUAAGGGGAGGGUGGUGGAGAAAGGGUCCCAUUCAAACUUGUUGGCAAAGGGACCAAGUGGUGCUUAUUACUCUUUGGUGAGUCUGCAGAGAAGACCAAGCAAUUACACUGUUGCUGCUGACUCUGCAGGUGAAAUCAACUAACCAAACAAAACCAAGUUGCCAUAUCUGUUUGAGAUUACUAUAAGGCCUCUUUUUGAAAUUUGAGGAGAUAGCAACAAAGAAGAAUGAUGGGGAUGCUGUGAUGAUAUGUGAAAAAGCAGAAUUUUCCAUAGCAUAAUUAUCUAAGUUGGGGGUGUCCCCAAAAUAGCAUAAUUAAUUCCCAUAUUAUAUGCUUAUACUGUAUAAUAAUUGAAUCUUCCUUGACUAAGUCAUCAUUUUUUUUAAAAGUUAAAAUCUUGGCUCUGCCCUUGAAACUAAGGGAAGCUGGGGUGAUGACACUUUCAGGUUAUGUUCUAUUUCUUUCUUUCUUUUUUAAAUUUGAGUUAAUGGCUAACACCAUUAAUGCUUCAAUGUACAUUAUAAUAAUCACGUAUUGGUGGAUGUAUACCAACAUGAAGUAGAAUGCUUCUUAACAA
This is a messenger RNA of Lotus japonicus, 4710 nucleotides long. RefSeq names its product ABC transporter B family member 15-like. Gene Ontology annotation, biological process: transmembrane transport. NCBI's taxonomy places the organism in Eukaryota, Viridiplantae, Streptophyta, Magnoliopsida, Fabales, Fabaceae. The record is from RefSeq and is a predicted model, not a curated record. Bases 479 to 4276 code for a protein of 1265 amino acids. Gene Ontology annotation, molecular function: ATP hydrolysis activity; ATP binding; ABC-type transporter activity. Gene Ontology annotation, cellular component: membrane. The transcript has 9 exons.